Molecule: messenger RNA, 1511 nt
Organism: Camellia sinensis
Lineage: Eukaryota; Viridiplantae; Streptophyta; Magnoliopsida; Ericales; Theaceae
Source: RefSeq, a predicted model, not a curated record
UGGUUUUCUGUAGAUAGGCCUUAAUUAAGGUAACUUCUGUGAAAAAAGAGCAGAUUUGUGCGACCUAAAUGAGGUGCAAAUGCAAACUCAAAAUGCAGACAUCUGGGUAUUCCUUUGUAAGCAGUGCAAGCUUCCAAUUAUUUGUCUACAAGCGGUGCACCAAACAAAGAAGGUUCUAGGAGAGACCAUAGAAAGACCCAUCAGUCAGAAGCAAGACUUGGAUAAUCUGGGUUGGUUGUCCAUUCGGUACCCACUGAAACACUCCUCCUCACCCACAUGGAAGAAGCAACGUGAGGCAUGUCAUCUCUGGAAAACAUACGAUACAGAAAGUUGAGAAAACAGAGAUAUAGAUAAUUGGACAGGUUGCAAGGCUUUCUUUGAGCACAUGGCGCACCAAGAAUACAAUCAAGCGGUACAAUUUGUCUCUUGUAAAGAGUUAGGAAGCAAGCAAGAGCAUUAGACGCUUAGCAGCAGGAAGGAAAUAGGAAUUUGUAGGAGGAAUGAUGGAAUUUGUUUUUCGUCUACUGUGUGUGGCUAAUUUGAAGCCCACGUGACCAGCCCAAAUCUGCAAGGGAAGAGCUCUUACAAACCAAAGAAGUAGCGGAGUUACACCAAGAAGCAGCGGCAUUACACCAUUCUUACAUACUUUUUAUAUAGGGAAAAUUGGGGACUGUCGGUUUUACUGGCAUAGCAAUUAAGUGCAAAGAUGGCUGCAGCUUUCACUUCCAAAUCGUUGCGUGCUGCCCGUUCAUUGUUGGGAGGCCUUGGCAACAAUCUUGGUGUACAAGGAAUGCCACAUGAGAUGUCAUGCAGUGAGUUCUUGUUUCAGCAAUGCAGGACUUUCAUUCAGAUGAGGACCAAUCUUAAAGUGGUGGACAACUCAGGGGCAAAACGAGUGAUGUGCAUACAAGCUCUGAAGGGGAAGAAAGGGGCGAGACUGGGGGACACGAUAGUUGCAUCAGUAAAGGAAUCCCAACCUGGAGGCAAAGUGAAGAAAGGAGAUGUUGUUUAUGGCGUUGUCGUGCGUGCUGCCAUGCCGCGGGGCCGUUGUGAUGGAAGUGAGGUCAAGUUCGAUGACAAUGCUGUGGUGCUUGUCAACAAGCAAGGCGAGCCAAUAGGAACCAGAGUAUUUGGGCCAGUCCCACACGAGCUAAGGAAGAAAAAGCAUGUCAAGAUUCUUAGUCUUGCAGAGCAUAUUGCCUGAGGUUAAAAGGCCAAGUGCACUCAGUCAAGCACAUCUAGCAUGCCAAUGCCAAGGCAAAGGCCUACUCCAUCAAGCAAGGCAUUGCCAAUUCACCCAAAUUCCAGUCAGUCAAGCAGGGGUAGUAGGUUAGUGCCCACUCACCCACAUUCCCAUCAAUCAAGGGUAGCAACCCAAGAAUUUUUCUUUUGUUAUGUUUGUGUAUCAAGGGUAGCCGAGAAAAACAAUUGCUUUUGUGGGAUUUUGUUUUGUGGACCGUUGCUGCUGCUAUUUUAUAUGAUCAAUUGAAUGUUAGUUUAUAUUCUUACUA